UCACAUUAUCACACAGCAAGGCCCACAAGCAGGCUUGUACGGCCGCAUGGUCUCUCUGUACUUCUCCAUGAUCUCUCUGAUCUCGGCUUUCUUCUCCCUGUUCCAAGUGUUAACCGCCGCCAUGUCCCAGGGCGUCUGCCCCUGUUGUCAUGAGAUGAGAUGAGCACACCACUCAGCCCAUCGAUGGUGUGAAUGUCUGUGGGCACUCACGUAUGGGCCUUUGAUGUCCAGCAGCGCACCGCCGCCCCACUCGAGCCUUUGAGAAUGACACACAAGCAGAGAGAGAGUGGAUGUGGAUGAGAAGUUAGCGUCAGUCAGUCUGUGUCGCCCACAGCUGAGACACAGCCGCAGAGUGGCCAUUGCCUGCAGCCUUAUGGAGUGCCGUGUAUCCGAUCUGUGUGUGUCAUGCACACAGUGAAAGGCAGUCAAUCAGAUGAGAGAAGACUGUGUUGUCUCACAUUGUCGGUCUGUGUCAGCAGGUCCUUUCGUUUGGCAUACAUGGCCUCCAUCACACCGACAUGACCCUCCCAGGCAGCCCUUAUGAAUGGCGUGGUGCCAAGCUGCAAUCAACAUACACAGACACGCACACACACUGAGGCGUCAGAGACAUGUGUGUGCUCUCUUACAUUGUUGCGUGCAUGGAUCAGUUUGGGAUCCCACGCCAGCAGCUUAUUGACCACCGCAACAUGGCCCUGCUGGGCAGCCAAGUGCAGGGCAGUGUCAGCAUCCUAUUGCAUUGCAUCACACCCAACACACAUUUUCUCCUCAUGACCAGCAGCCCAGAAGAUGCUUAGGUUGGUACCGGGCCUGUUUGCUGCAGGAUGGACCCGUCCAUCUCGUACAGAAACUUCAUCGCUUCAAUUUUACCAAAGUACGCAGCAAGGUGGAGUGCCGUCCAGCCGUCCUGUGUGUGUCAUGCAUACAAAGAAAGGCAAUCAAUCAGAUGAGAGAAGACUGUGUUGUCUUACCUCCCUCGUCUGUGUGAGCAGGUCGUUUCGUUUGGCAUACAGGACCUCCAACACAUCGGCCUGACCAUUGAUGGCAGCCACCAUGAAUGCCGUGGUGCCAUUUUGCAAUGAACACACGCACACACACAAGUGACACACUGAGGCGUCAGAGACAUGUGUGUGUUCUGUUACCCAGGUGUGUGCAUCGAUCAGUUUGGGAUCCCACUCCAGCAGCUUGUUGACAGCCGCAACAUGGCCACUCCCGGCAGCACGGUGCAGGGCAUUCGAACCAUACUGCAUUUCAUCACAGCAACACACAUCUCUUCACCAGCAGCAACAAAGAUGGUUUGUCUGUGUCAGUACCUUGGUCUCUGUUUGUUUCAGUACGUCAGGUUUGCUCUCAUACAUGACCGACAUGACGCCCACCUGACACUUCUGUGCAGCCAACAAGAAGGGCGUGAUCUACGCGCAGGAGCGAGAACACACAGACAGACCACUGAGUGCAUUUCUGCCAUCUUCAAAGUUGCAUACCUCAUAAUCGUCUCGUUUGUCGAGUAUGUCCUUUCCCUCCUUGUUGAUGAGCAAACGAACGGCCUCGACGGCCUCAUCGCCGGCGUUGACGGCAUCGAAGAUGUCAGUCUGACACACAGCCAGCACAAGAACAGCGGCCCAUUGACGUGUGAGAUUCUGCUGCUGUCUCCCUGACGUGUUUGAUCUGCGGCUGUGGGGCGCUCGGCGGUGUCUUCACUGACGGCUGCUGGGUAGGGAACGCUGCAACACACAAACCAUGGAUGACCAAUCGUAUCUCUCUCUGUGUGUUGUGUUCGUGCCUUCCACACGGACCUGUUUGCUCUUCCGCAACCGCAAGUUUGAUCUGUGCGGGAGAGACCGUGCUGGGCGGCCCCGUUGUGGUGCUCGCCAUGCUCAUGUGAACACCCGAUGUGUGGCCGACGAGAGACACGUUGGCCGGAGGAUGCGAGGCAGCCUCUGCAGAGCACAAUGAGGCACAAUAACAAGCGCCUAUCCAAUCGACCUUGUCGGGUGGAUCUUCCAAAAAGCCACCCCAGCGGACCCGUACCAGGUUUCGUAACCACUCUUUCCUUUUCUGAUUCCAGAUGAGGAGGGGAGGGAGUCGGAGGAGGCGAGAUCCCCAGUUCGUCGAGAACCUGCCAUCAAGACGCGUCAAGCGUGUGCGCCUUCCUCUAUUUGCCGUCUCUAGAGCUACAUGCAUCACAUGUUUGGCUGUCGGACGGUCACUCGCUUUGUAUGCGAAGCAACUCUGAUCCAGGCAAAGGGGAAAAAAAAAAAAUAAUAAUUGGUACUGUAUGGGGCCUCUCUGUCUUGUCUAUCGGUUUGCCUUGAUGGCAUUCUUAAUGUGCGGCGGCAGAGAUGCCGGGAUGUCAGGAAUCUGACACCAAGGGAGGGAGACACGAGUGAAUGAAUAAGACUGGGGUGACGGCACAGUACCUCUUUUUUGUCGACGACCUUUCGACUGAUCUGCAGGAUACCUUGGCCCUCAAACGGCGGUCGACCUGCAGAUUAUGCCUCUUGUCUCACAUUGUGUCUCGCCUAUUGUUGGAGCUGCUGCUCACCUCCGUGAAUCUGGCCCAGUACUGGAGACGCACACAUACACAGACAGACAGCACAGAGGCGACGAACUACUGCUUUAGCAUGUCUCUUGUGUGUAUGAAAUUGCUUACUGCCGCCCAAAGCCCAUAUGUCCGCCUUGGCACUCAGCUUGUCCACUGAGCGACAUAACAGUAAGGCCCUCUAGUAGCAUUGUCUCGCUUUGCUUACAGUCUACGUCGAAGCCCUCGGGAGGCAUAAAGUUGGGAGUCCCGCCAACUGCAGCACAUGAGUCAUUUCUGCUCUUGUGAGCCGCACUGUGAAAGAUCUAUCUGCGUGUGACUACCGGCAGUCAGCGUUGUUUUUCUAUCAGAGCUGCGGAUCAUGCCGAAGUCAGAAAUCUUGAUGUUGUGGCCUUCGUCCAGCUGACAGCACAAGCGGGACAACAACAAGAGUUCUGAAACUCUGAUGGGAGGAUCACUACCGUGACCGACCAGUAUGUUCUCAGGUUUCAGGUCUCUGUGGACGACUUGGUUGUCAUGCAAAUACUGCACACCCUCACAUAUCUGUGAGCGAAACACACACACAUAGACAGGGGCACACACAAAUAAUAUAGACUCAUAUAUAUAUUAUAGAGACGUGAGAGACCUCUGCAUGUAUGCUCCUUUCGACCUGUUUGGCGAAUCUGUCGCGCACAUCGGGCGGCAGCGGUCUGUUCUUGGCCAGGUAGGACGCCAGAGAGCCGCCCUCGCACAACUCUGAUGAGAAUGACGAGCAGACACAAGAAAGGACAAGGCGGAUGGACGAAAAUGCAAGAGAAACUGGCUACCUAUGACGAUCAUGAGGCCGUGCUUGUCGUCUCUGCAUAUGCCCAGCAGCUGCACUAUGUUGGGGUGUCGCAGCUGGAUCAUCGGGAGGGCCUCCUUGAGCACCUCCAUGAACUGCGA
Vitrella brassicaformis is the source of this 3460-nucleotide messenger RNA. The record is from the annotation of a GenBank genome assembly. Lineage: Eukaryota; Vitrellaceae.